AUGAAAAGAUUCCCUAUUAAAAGAAAUAGGAAAGAGUAUAUACAAACUGCAUCAGGGAAUAUUGUUUGCCGUAAAACUAUCCUAUGCGGAAGUCAGAAUAUCCACCUAUUAGGUACAUGUAUUAUAGACCAAGGAGUUAUACUACGUGGUGAUUUAGCUGUUAUACGAAUUGGUCAAUAUGUAAUAUUGGAACCAAACUGCAUUAUACGGCCUUCUUUCAAGAGAUUUAAAGAGAAAUAUGGAUCUAUUCCAAUAAGUAUUGGUGAUUGUGUACAUAUAGGGGAAAACUCAAUUGUAAUGGCAACAUCAAUUGGUUCAAAUAUAUUAAUUGGAGACAAUUGUAUUAUUGGUCAUGCUAGUAUAAUCAAGGAUAACUGCAUCAUAUUACCAAAUACUGUAAUAUCACCUGAUACUGUUAUACCUCCUUUUACUGAAUGGAGUGGAAAUCCAGGUAUACGUCUACCAGAAUCUACUAGCAUCAAGCUACAACAGGAUACCAUAGAUUAUUAUACAAAUUACCAACUGAUUUCACUUAACAGUCAAAAUAGUAUAAAAAGUGAGUCUGGAUCAAUAUCUAGAACAAAUACAUCAGUUAUAUCAAGACUACAAACAGGGAUAGAACAAAAUAAUAGUACUGAAAUAUCGCAACCUGAAUUAAAUACAGGUACUUAA
Molecule: messenger RNA, 672 nt
Organism: Cryptosporidium muris RN66
Lineage: Eukaryota; Apicomplexa; Conoidasida; Eucoccidiorida; Cryptosporidiidae
Exons: 6
Coding region: 1-672 (223 amino acids)
Source: RefSeq, a predicted model, not a curated record